CUUCGUACUUUAGUGUGAUAUAAGCAUUGGCGAGGUGACGUCUGUUAGUGCGUGCGAAUCCGAGAUUUUUCCGUUCUCAUUUUUUUCGGACAAAUCCCUGCAGGCGAGUUAGUGCAAAUAAACUGGACGGCAGCAGGCGGCGUGUUUUCUUCUGUUGAUUCGGUGCACCAAAACGGAACCUUGUUGUGUGGUGUGGUGAAUAUCUUCCUGAAUACGGAGCGUGGCGGAGCGCGCGCUGUGACAAGCCAAAUUCGAAAGUGGCCACUUGGUUGCUGUUGUGUGUUUCAGUAUCGCAUCGCCCCCGGAACACGGAUACAACCUUCGGUGAAUCUUCGGAUCAUUUCGGAUGUCAUUUAAGAUUUUGAUCAAAUUCAAGUGUCAUCAGGAAAGUGUGUCAGCAAGUGAACAUGAGACUCGAUUGUUAGCGAGAAGUGUUAAAGACGCUGGUUUAUAUCGAGUGCUUUGAAUAACGAGCACACAUUACAAAAUCUACCACGAGUGGAAACUCCGGACACCGGAACGAAAGAGUCACCCGUCAUCCGGAUUCGUUCUACUAAAACCCGAAGAGAAGCCGUUAGCCCGAAACGAACUGUGCAAGAACUAUCACAACAAGCGUCGGCAGAGCAAAACCCAGACCCGAUGUGCCAACAACAGACCCAACACAAACCCGCAGUGUAGAUGAUUUUGUUUUGUUGUUCCCUAAGCCGGAUGGAAUAAUUAUUUCACGUGCUAUUUCACACGGCCGGAGAAAAACACCGAAAGGAUACAAACCUUCGUGCUAAAUUAUAAUAAUUACAAGCAACUAAACCGAAAGUUUUAUCUAUGUUCGAGGUGUGAUGGUGUUUCGUUUCUAGUAGGCGAGCUGUGGUGAAUUCGACGAGGAUUUUUGCCAUACCAAAUCUUAGUAGGCUUCGCUGCCAAGACAACAGUAGGCCUGGUGUGUUUUUUUCUUGUGCUGUGUAGCGACGUUCGAAUCGUGAAGAUAGCAAGCGAAUAAUUUUACCGGAAGAGCGGUAAGUGUGCGUGCCUGGCCCACAGAAUUUGGAUAAACGUAGAAUGUGCCAUCGAAUCGUUAAAUUACAGUGAUUUCAAACGUGAGUGAUAAAUCGUUCGAAGUUAGUCUAGCAGGCGCUAGUGUGACCCAAUUGUGGUGUCCCCCCCUCCGGUUAGAAGCGGUUGUUCAUUGGUAGAGUGGCAGAAAAUUUGAGAAAACCCGUGAGACAUCGUUGGCAACAGCCACAAACCGUUAAAAAUAAGCUCUCAGGCAUCACCCGACGCGAGCCCCGUGGGGCUGCGCUUGGUCGGGGUUCUGCCGUGUGCAGUAUUUGCACCGAAAGCACCGAAAUCAUCUUCCCUGGCCGUGCAUCGUCAAACAGCAGCACCGUACAGUACCAACAUAUCGAAAAGCCAGUCGUCCUUCGAUCACGAGGUAGCAUCGCCGGUGACCAUCACAAUUACAUCACCGUCGGAACUGGUCACGACCGGCAGCAACAGUACGACAACGUGUCACUGUUCCUCUUCCAAUUCUGCCAUCAAUAACGGUCAAUCAAAGACAGGCAGCAGCAGCAGUACCACACUUAAUCUUCCAGCCCCGUUGCCACCGGUUCCGCCGCGACCACCGCGUGUUCCUCUUCCCGUCUUUGCAGCGACCAAUUUAGCCAGCAUUAGGCCCCUACCGAAUCAGUCUCCCUGUUCGACCAGCCCCGGUGCAUACACGUUCACACCGGCGACGGGAGCAACAAUCACCACAACGGUUCAUCAACAUCACCAUCACUACAGCAGUAACGCGGUUCCACCUCCGCCAGUGCCACCGACUGCACUGAAUCCGAUGCUACUGGUUCCGUUCUCGGUCCCGGCCGGACUCGGGACGCCUACCAUUCCGGCGACCAAUCACCACCACCACCAUCAUCUGCAUCCGGCGGCCGGCUACACGACGACGAACAGCAUGGGCAAGUUCUCCACAUCGACGGCGGUGUUGGACGGCGGCGGCAAGAUGAAGCACGAAUCCAAACCACUCAACUGGCAAAGUACGACGACAGCCGGGACGACGAUGGCGAUUACCCCGAACGGAUACCCGAUGGUCUCCAAGGUGGACACUAGCAAAAUGUCGUCCUCGUACCACUGGCAUCUGCCCCCGACGGCGGCGAACAGUGGCGGCGGUGGUGGCGGCGGUAACCUCGUCAAGCUGCCCUGGAAGACGUCGACGAUGACGACGACGACGACAACGGCGGCGGGGACGACGGUGCGGCACCACGGUUCCAAUGAGAACUUAGAGCAUUAUCACAUAUUUGUCGGUGAUCUCAGCCCGGAAAUCGAAACACAGACACUGAAAGAUGCCUUCGCUCCUUUUGGGGAUAUAUCAGAUUGCCGCGUAGUUCGAGAUCCACAGACGCUGAAAUCCAAAGGCUAUGGCUUUGUGUCGUUCGUGAAGAAAUCGGAAGCGGAAAAUGCAAUAGCUGCCAUGAACGGACAAUGGCUCGGAUCGAGAUCCAUCAGGACAAACUGGGCCACUAGAAAACCGCCUGCUACCAAGGCAGAAUUGAACGCUAAACCGCUCACCUUCGACGAGGUGUACAAUCAAAGUAGCCCGACCAAUUGCACCGUUUAUUGCGGUGGCGUCGGAGGUACCCUGGCCGGUGGUCUCAGUGAGGAAAUCCUGCAGAAGACAUUCUCACCGUUCGGAACCAUUCAGGAGAUUCGUGUCUUCAAGGAUAAAGGCUACGCAUUUGUGAGAUUUUCAACCAAGGAAGCUGCAACCCAUGCUAUUGUCGCUGUACAUAACUCGGAAAUCAAUGCCCAAACGGUAAAGUGCUCAUGGGGUAAGGAAAGUGGUGACCCGAAUAACGCCCCCUCGCUGGCCAGUCAAGCCCUGAGCCAGGCCGGAUUCCCGUUCAACACAGCCUACGGACAACAGGUGGCCGGUUAUUGGUAUCCACCGGCACCGACCUAUCCAACAACACCCGCCCCGGCCGCUGCUCCGCUGCAGGGUCAGUUCCUUCAGGGUAUGCAAGGUUACACCUAUGGACAGUUUGCCGGUUACCAGCAGGGUUACAUGGGAAUGGGCAUGCAGUUGCCAGGUGCUUGGCCCGGAGUCCCCACUCAGGCCCAGAUUCCUGCCACCGCUCAACAACUUGCGCAAGCCGGAGUCGGUGGAGCCCUCCCGCAAGCAGCCGGAGUUGUCGCCUAUCCGAUGCAGCAAUUUCAGUUAGCUGACGAUGAGUGGCUAGCACCAAGCCUACUUGUGUAGCUCCCCUGAUGGCCAUCGUCACUGUGUGGUUGUGUGCCACAGCACAAGUAGAGCUCCUUCCCGUCGGAAACCCUUCCUCCAUCAGUCGCCAACAACACCACGAUCACACAACGCUCGUCAAUCAAUCAAUCAAAAUUGUCCAUGAAAAACUUAAGCCCCCCCUCCCCCGUACCACCCAGAAGUGAAGUGAAGUGAAGUGAAGUGAUGAAGAGAAGGAGAAAAGGUCGACUGGCGGUGGUGUGCGGUGGUGGUUGCUCUUGGUUGAUCCGUGGUGUUGCGGAAUUUCGCUGCCCUUUUUUGCCACUCGUGGUACGAGUGAAAAUUGCAGCAGCAUGCAAAUCAUAUAUAUGAAAGAAUGAAAAAAAAAAUCAAAAAUGUUGAAGUAUUAUACAUACAGGCAUGCAUGCAUUGAAAGAAAAAUUGUGGUACUUUGUACCAAAGAAAGAAAGAAAAAAUCACAAAAAAAUGAACAACCCAAGGGUAUAUAUAUAUAAAAUAUGAUAUUAAUGGUAAGACACAUACACACACUUAGAUAGUAACAAUGAAAGAAGUAGCCAUAGUGAUGUUGUAUAUAGUUACAAAGCAAAGAAAAAGUUAAAUUAAACAUGCUAGCAAAGCAAAAGAAAAACAGUAAAUGAUAUCAUUAUUAGCCACAGGUGAGAGACAUGACAUGUAAGAAAGGCAGACAACAUAAAAAUGUUAAUAUUAUAACAUAUGCACACGCAGCAAUGAAUCGUCCAAAAUCAAAAUGUGGGGGAAGUAAAACGGAAGGAGUAUUCACUGUGUGUGUGUGUUUGAACGAAAACUGGUUCUGCUGGUCGGUAGACAGCGGACUCCGUAGUUACCUUAGUAGCAUAAUCAAAGCAAGCCGUUUAGAUUAUGGAAAUAAGUUACCAUGGUUGGGUUCUGUUGAGACAAGUUUUUCGACUCCUCAUAGGAACAGUAAAAUCAAGAUUGAUGAAGUAUUAAUCCACUGAUUUCAAAUUUCGAGUCACUAUAUUUUCGAGGGUUUUUAUGACGUUUUGUAUGUUAUCAGAACGAAUCGCGCUAUUUACCAUUCGAUUCCCAGAUUCUCAAAAUGUCAAAUCAGUGCAAUACACACCGUAUUCGAAAACAAUCAGUUUCUACACGUAUUGGUUUUGUAUUACGUUUUUUCGAACCAAGACAACCAGACGUAGGGACACAUUACGAUACCGAUUUGUCACCUUUAACCAAGUAAAACAACAAACCAAUUCGUUUUAACUGAAACCUAAGCUUGAACUACUCACAUGCAGAGAAAGAAAAUCUAUAAUACACUCUUAUACAUAUACAUCCAAGAAAAAAAAAGCAACAUAGAUAGGAAUUAUUUUAAACGAAUACUUGUCAGAAUAACAAACAAAGACAAAAUAAGGGGAAGCAAAUCAAUUUGAUUCCGGUAUUUCUAGUCAAACAGACAAACAAACAAACACACAUACAUACACCACAGACACAGACACAAUAGCUGAUGAGGAUUGUUCAUAGGCUAAACUAAGUAUGUUAUUUUUAAUGAUAAAAAAAAGUGGGCCCCUUAAUUCCCAUCAUAAAAAAAACAAGUUAGUGAAUAGACAAGUAUUGAUAAAAACAGAAGAACACAAAUGGAAAACUAAAUAUUCAAAGAAGUGUGAAGCAAAUCAAGUUUAAUCAACACAACAUUAAACACACUCCCACAUAAAACCACGAAGCAAUUACCUAGAGGAAAAAAAAACAAACGUGAAACAAUUAAAUCUAAAGGAAGCAAAACAACCAAACAUAUGUUUAAAACAUAUAGUAAGUUGAACUACAAUUAUUGUAAAGCAAAAGUAUAUAACUUUGAAUACAAAACAUGACGGUAAACCCCAUGCUAUCCUAGUAGUCAAUGAACGAAAAAAAAAUCUAACCAAGUAGGCGGUAUAAACGCACAUGAUUUUAGUGUUUCUUUUGUUGAACCCGUUUGUUAUACGCUUGCGACUAGAGAAAAUGUACGGUUGAAAAAUUGAUUGAUAUUUUAGUUUCGUCCAAUUGUUAGAAACCGGCCCUCUCCCGCUUCCUCCCUCCAGUCCUCUAUCGCUCCACUAGUUAGGUUGUUAGUGCGUUCUACACAGCUUUUUUUACACGCGAAAAUUGUGAUAGGCAAACAACGGUUCGCGGGGUGUUAAAUUAGUGGUGACACACCAAGUAGUAGCCAGUAGCCGUGUGUGUAGUAGUAAUUGAUCAACUGUCACUGUGCCCCCAGUUGUUUUUUUUUGGUUCUGUCUAUUUUGACAGGCGAACCGUUUCUUGGUUUAGUUUAGUCGUUUUGUAUGUUUAAAAACGCUAAUCGAAGUAGACUCCCCUCCCUUCCCGAUGUCCGUGCUCCAACUUCCACUUUCUCUCGAAAGCCAAGUAUCAUUCUAUACCUGAAACUUGUAUAACUCUGUAUUUUAUCAACUCAAUCAUUACGAAUCGAAACGAAAAAUAGAAACAGUUGGCGGUGGAAUGCGAAAAAAUGUUCGGUGAUUUUUUAGUAUCUAUUGUCUUUUAUUGUUUUUUUUUCGGUAGAAUUUGUGUAGACAACAACAGCGACAAACAAAAAACCAGAACAAAAAAUUAUGAUCGAAGCAAACCAUGCAAACAAGUCUUCUAGUAGAACUACUACCCUCUGGCUUUAGUAAAACAAAACAGAGCAAAAUAAAAUAAAACAAAAAAAAACUAUUGAAAAUUACUCCCAGACUUUUUGAAAGGAGGCAACCAUAUCUUAUAUUAUACAUAGAGGAAACGAUAUGUCGGGAAGAAAACGGUAAAAAUUACCAUUUGGAACGUGUAAGUAGGUGGAACUUAAUUAUUCAAAUCGAAUGUCCUUUCAUUAACCUAUACAAAGCGAAAGUGUGACAAUUACGAUUAGACUACGGUGCAGAGCAGUUUUUAUCUUUCGGAAAUUCGGCGAAUUCUGCGGAAAACUUGAUAAGCAGUGAAAAGGAGGAAGAAGAGAAAAACGAACGUUAAUACCACAACCACAAUUAUAUUAAUGGGAAAAAAACCCCAAACAAACGACGCACACUAGCACACAAUUAAAACUAUAACCGAAUUAAAAACCUUUAGGUAGCUGGGUUUGUUGAUCCACGUGGGUGAGAACAGUAGGCCGGGAGAAGGCGUUCGGUAGCAACCGCGAAUUAGCAACGAACGACAUUUUAGUGCGGUGAUUUUUCAAUCCAAAUCACACAGUAGGCCGAUAGUAGCAGCCGUCAGCUGGCAUUGGCGUAAAUUUGGGUUUUUUUUCUCUUUCUUCCCUAGAUUCUCUUUGUUGUUUUUUUUUUCUUGUUAUUCUUUCAGUUGUCACCGCAUUCUGGAGAAUUGCUAUUCUUUUACAGUUGAAGGUUUCAAUUUGGACUCAAAUUGUGUUCUCUUAUUUCAUGAACAAUCAAAAUCAAAUGAGAGUUACGCCUAAUGUUUCUGUAAAAGCCCGGUUUACUGAUCGUGGAAAAAGAGAGCCUACAAUAGAGCACCGAAACAAUAGUUUUCCAGUUUUAUUCCGAGCUGUUAGCGAAGCUUAAGCCCUACAUUCCGUACUAGAUUUUGAUCACAUUUUUCCAACUGCUCGAACUCGGCAGAGGAAAUCGGCAAGGGAGAAUCGACAGGUCCCGGGUUAGACUGAGUAUUACCCCAGCAGGCUGGUUUCAAAUCGACAAGAGAUCUGUCAACUUUCUCCGGACUUCAACCUGCUCCCUGGCGGGAAUGCACUGCAACAAUGUUUUUUUUGUUAUAAUUUUUAAAAGCCGUUAACAGAGAGUAAAAAAUAACGCCUGUUUCGUUUCCGCCCAGCGUACGCACAUCCGGCGUUCAAUCAAAAUUGUAAAUAUAAUCAAAAUAACAGAAUCAGUACUAAAAACAACAAUACACAGAAUAAUCAAAGUAACUUAAAUUGACUUAAAACCAAUCGAGUGGGCGAGAUCAUAAUUGAAUAGAGCCAAAACACACAUACACACACACCACACCAACAGACACAUACACAAAAGCAAUGUAUGUUACAAGUUUCGGUUGUGACGGUAUCAACCUUCUGGAAAGAAAAAUAUAGCGAACUCGUUCAAAUCAAAUAAAGCUUGUUCCACACAAGAAAAGUUUGAUCACUCUGCCGUAAGAGUAAGUUGCACCCAGCAUUAUUUGAAUAAUUUCGAAAGUCGGAAUGCAGAACCCACACUAUUCUCAGUUGCAUAUUCGAAACAUUCAAGUCUAGUGAAGGCAAGCAAGUAUGGAAAGCGUAAUAAUAAUAAUAAUGGCAAUCGAGAACUGUUGUAGCAACCAAAUAUUUAGAAGAAGAAAAAAAAACGACAGCAAAAAUAAUCAAUAAACAUACUCAGAAUUGAUUUUCAGCAAUAAAACAGCAAAUGCAAAAAAAAGUAAUGAGAUAACGAAAGAAACCUAUCUAGAAGAGCAUAUAUAUUGAAUUCUUACACAGAAGCAAUUGCUGCAACACAUCGUCAAAGAGAGAGAAAGAAACAAAAAUUGUUCAAUUCUUGAUCCCCCUGUUACUGUCCCCUGUGUUCCGAUCGUGUUAUCGUCUUGUUUUGUUCUUAGGAAAAAUAUUACCAAUGGCGAAAAAAAAGUGAACGAAAACUAAAACUUACAUUUAAAGAGAGAAAAAAAAACAUAACACACACUCACACUUACUAUCCUGUGAUUUUAGCUGAAAUUAGUGCAAAAAAAAAGAAGAAAAAAAAAUGUUGGCUGUUGACUAGUUCUUGUUUUUGUUUUUGGGUUUUCUAUAGGUACUUUGUUCCUUUUUUUUAUAUCGGGAUUUUCGGUUUUUUGAAAUUCUGUCCAGUCUAGAUUCAAAAUCUACUACUCCCUACUGUUUUUUCCGUGUGCACGAGUGUUUUUUUCUCUUGGUUCGGAAAUUGGUUGAUCCAAUCCCGUUUGUUUGUUUGUUUAUUCCGUCUCUUGUUCUCUUCGGUUUUGGACUCCAGUUUUCCGUUCCGAGUCUGGUCUAGUUUGUUCCAUACUAAUUGAGGCAAUUAUCAUUGAUGGAACAAAUUGUGGAUACAUAUUUUUAAUGAAAUUAUAUUAAAACGAAGAGUAAGGAAAACCAUAUAUUAGUAAAAUGAGUAUAUUUAUAGUGUUAUACUUGAAAUAACAACAUAACUGAUAUGGAAAUAUAAAUUUAUUAUAUAUACAUUAAACAAGUGAAAGGUAAAUAAUCUAUAUAAUGAAAAAAUAAUAUAUGAAUUGAAUGUAAGGCAUUUUUUACCAGAAAACAAAACAAGAAAAAAGACAAACCAAUAUAUAUACACAACACACAUAUAAACUAUAUAUUACGAGCAUGGAGAAGCAUACCAAGUUGGGAGAAAAAAUAUGCAAAAUAACGAAAUAAAAGUUAAAUGAACAGAAAACAAAAUGAGAAUAAGUAAAGGAAUUAUAUACAAGCAUGAAUUGAUUAUUUUGACGAAAGCAAAAACCAAAAAAAAACAUACUAUAUUUAUAACUAAGAAAUAAGCAAACAACCAAGUACAGUUAAACGAGACCAUAGUCAAUAGCAUGCAAUUAUAGCUCAGAACAAGAAGAAGAAGAAAAAAUCACUCACAAGACAAGAGAAAACUAACUUUCGAAUCGCAGUGGAAAGCAAUUUUUUCCUACCGUCGGUGGUGGGCGAUCGCUUUCUGUUUUUUCGUAUCCGCUACGUUCCCCCCCAAAACUUAUCCAAUUCCGCAUCCCCAAAACCCCUCCCCUUGCUACCAAGACAUUUUUAUCAGGCCGCCGUCAUACAAAUCGCGAAUUCGAGCAGAAACUGCUCGUACUCGCGGAGAACAGUUUUCUUUCCCGUUGCGCUAAUAAAAUAUACGCCAAUCCCCCACUCCCAGAAAUAUCUUACAAGAAAACUAGCAAGUAAUAGUGGCAAGAAAUUAAAGAGAGCAAAAAAAUAAUGACUUAAGUGGAGAAAAAAUAUUACAACAUAUGCACAGUAUAGAUGUAGAAGCACAAAACAACAAUGAUUAAGCAAACCAAAAAAAAAAUGUUAUAAACCACAAUGGAGAAAAAAAAAGAAACGAAAAUUGAUUUUAAGGCGAAAAUAAAAAAAAUCAAAUUAACUAAAAAACGAGUAGAAACAUAAAAAGUCGACAGAGAAAGGGGCGAAAUAUUUUGGUUUUAUUUCCACAAAACCAAAAGCCAUUGACGGCAACAGCCGAGCAUUCCGCGAGACAUGAUGGAAAUCAAUUUCCAUGUUUCCGUAAACUGCGGUGCGGUGGUUGACUAACGGAUAGGUGUUUUAUUUCAUCUUUUCUGAGCGGAAUGGAACACGCAAACAGCGUUACAAGAAACGACGGAGGUCACGGUGGCCGACUUUCACACUCGAAUGCCGUGUGCAGUAAAGCGAAAGAUCCGAUUAUUUGGCGGACGGAAACGCACGGAACCGAUUUGUCAUAUUUUUUUCCAGCAAAAAAAAAACGAACGAUUUUUAACAUUUUGAUAUCCAUUUGAUAACCAAAUAGUGAAGAGAAAAAAAACAAGAGAGAUGAGACAAAUCCGGAACGAAAAAAUGAAAAAAAAACAAGUCACAAUGCAACCAACACUGAGACAUGAAUUGGUGGAAAUCACGCAACAAAAAAAUGGCGUCUCGAGCGACAACAUCGUUGAAAAAUCAAGAGUGAAAAAUUUACAUUUUACUAUUAUUUCAUCAAAGCGAACGAGAAGGAAAAUGUGUAGAAAUGAAAAAAAAAACUGAAACAAGAAGUAAAAGAUAAAACACCGCCACUGGAAGCCACGUGCUCUGUGUAUGAUUUGAAUCGAUAAAUUGGGUUUAAUCGAACAGCAAGAUAAGCAAAGUAUGUGAAAAACUAAACAAUAGAAAGAUAAGUGACACACGAAGAGCAAGCAAAAAAAAAACACACACACACAUUCACGAUACAAUUAUUGUAACAGAGAAGUAAGAAGAACAAAAGAAGCAGACAAAAAUAUAUUAGUAAUAACGUUAUAUAUGAAAAGGAAAAUUAUCAAUAAACAUGGUAAACAAAAAGAGAA
Malaya genurostris is the source of this 10234-nucleotide messenger RNA. RefSeq names its product nucleolysin TIAR. Lineage: Eukaryota; Metazoa; Arthropoda; Insecta; Diptera; Culicidae. Gene Ontology annotation, molecular function: mRNA binding. The coding region runs from base 1829 to 3247 and encodes 472 amino acids. The transcript is spliced from 12 exons. The record is from RefSeq and is a predicted model, not a curated record.